UACUUUGCCUUUUGUGGGGUUGAAUGAGCAUUGAACCCAGAAUUUUGCCCGCGUUGGCUCACGGAAACCUCUUAAGGCCCUGUUAAUGGCACUUUGGGAACGAUGUGGCAUAAAGGAGACCUGAGCAAUUGGCUCGACAGGUGGAAGAAGGUUUCGAAAUAGGAGGCUGAGCCCCAGCUGGCUUAAAUCUCUCUGAAAGUGAAAACAGCUUUGGCUUUUUCUCCUAUUUAGUUUCCUGGAUCUUCCACCUGAGGCAGUGGGAGAGCUUGAGAUCCAGUUCCUCCUGUGCCUCUUCAGCCAAGGCAAAGCCCAGGGUUACAGUGUCAGCCACCAGGCGGGAGAUGUUGGGAUCCCAGCCAACAGGUGGAACAGCCACUUUUUGAAACUCUCUGAAUCACAUUUCGGGUUACUGGCAUUUGCUCACGUUCUAAGAUAAUAAGGAAUUAAGCAAUACCUUAAACAGUACCUACAGUUUCUGGUGUAUGAAGGUUGUAGUUCAGUAUUUGAAUCUGACAUCUGUGACCAUGCCCUAACUUAAGGGACAUCUGGGCAUUUCCUGUGUUGAGAACCAUGAUCAGUUUAGUGCUUUGUGUGUCUGUUUGUGUGUGUGUAUGACUGAUUCUUAAAAAUCUAAGUAUAUUUUAUACUGGUGUGUGAACAGAGCCUAGGUCUUUUCAAAGGGGUGCCUGUGACCUCCCUGUCCAUGUAGUUGAGUAAGAAGCUUGAAUAUGUUGAGAGGCAAGACUCAUAGGGUGGUUAGAAUUAGGCUUGACUUUAAAUCUGUCACUUGGUAGUUUAGGGAUUGAAUAAAUUACUUUUCUGGGCUUGAAUUUCCUCAAAGGUAAAAUGGAACUGAUAAUACCUACCUCACAGGUUAUUGGAAGGCUUAAAUGAGGUAAUGUGUAUAAAGUGUCUGGUAAAUAGAGAGCAGUCAAUAAAUAAUAAUAGCAAACACUUAAUAUUGCACUUUCAGUCUGCAAGGUGAUGUUUCGGGUUCCUUACGUGUUCCUAUGAGGUAGAUACCAUUAGCAUUUUAAAAAUAACCCUAUGAGAUAGAUACUGUUGGUAGCCACAAUUGACAGAUGAGGAUAUUGAGCUUAAAAAGACAAAGCUUGCUCAAGUUUACACAGUUACUACAUGGUGGAGCCAGUUUUUGAACCAAGGCAAUCUGGUUCCAGAGUUCAUCCUGUUAUCUAUAAUACUAUACUGCCUCUUAAAGAAAACAAGCUGUUGUUUAAAAUUGUUAUUAUUAUUUCAAAAUGAGUAGCUAGAUAGUUUCUGUAUCACUGGGUUCUUGCCCCUUGUUGGUUAUAGGAGGAGCACAGUGAUGGAGAGAUACAGGAGACUUAGGUUUAAGCACUGUCAUAUAUUAGCAGUGGGACAUUGAGAAAGGGCGCCUCAGUUUUCUCCUCUGUAAGAUGGAGGUUUUACCUACCUCACUCUUUGUGAACUAUGAGGUGUUACACAAAUGAUUGAUGUAUUUGUGUAUGUGUUGGAGGCCCUCUUCGUAGAUGUGGGUAUAAUCUACUCUGGAACUCGAGGUCUUAUACAUACUGUGCAGUACAAGCACCUGUAAUAGGAAUACCAAAGGCUGCUGGUAAGGUGGGGAGCACAGGCCAAGCUGCAAAAUAAACUCUGGUUGUUCUUGGUACCCUUUCCCCCUCUUUUCAAGCUCUGUCUCCCAAGUGCCUUCCUGCUAACCUGUGGCUCUAUGAAAUCCUUCCCUUUUCACUCAAUCUUGCCCCCAACCCUGUGCAUCACAAUUAGUGUAGCUUUCUCCACAAGUAACUCCCCAAGUCCCAGAUCUCAGCUAACACUUUUAUAAAAUAGUAUGUACCAAGGUAGUGUUUCCCAAACUUUGGUAACAUCAGAUAGGUAAUAUAAUUUGAAUGAUAAGCAGAUGAACUUAAAAAAAAAAUUCUCCAAAAAUUUACACACACAUUUGAAUGAAACAAAAGUUCUUUAUAUGUUUAAAUUAGGAGAAGAACCUAACACCUCAAAACUGAUUUCACAGAUACUAUUACUAAGCAUAGGGCAAAAAAAUAAAUCAAUUGAAAAGCCUGUAUUAGGUAAAAAAUAGUACAGGUGAGAUGCAGAUAUGGUAAGACUUCUGAAAACAGUACUUGGGUAACUGAAGUUUGGGAAAUAAUGGACUAAAAUAAAAUAUGAGUGAUUAACCUAUUAUGAAAUUUUUUUUAUCUUAAAAGAGGUAUUUAUGAAAGCAUCUUGCUGGAAAGUAGAUAUAAAAUGUACUUAUAUGUUGGGUUUUGUUUAUUACUUUUUGAGAGAUUGCCUUCCUGGAACCUUGGGCCUACAGUCAUCACCCCACAAGUUUCUGAAGAAGACAGGUCUUCUCUGUCAGUUGAAAUGUCUAUGAUUUUAUCUGCCUCAGUCAUUCGUGUCAGAGAUGGACUGCCACUUUCUGCUUCUACUGACUAUGAACAAGGCACAGGCAUGCAGGAGUGCAGAAAGUAUUUUAAAAAGCUCUCGAGAAAACUGGCUCAGCUUCCUGAUAGAUGUACACUGAAAACUGGACAUUAUAACAUUAAUUUUAUUAGCUCUAUGGGAGUGAGCUACAUGAUGUUGUGCACUGAAAAUUACCCAAAUGUUCUGGCCUUCUCUUUCCUGGAUGAGCUUCAGAAGGAGUUCAUUACUACUUAUAACAUGAUGAAGACAAAUACUGCUGUCAGACCAUACUGUUUCAUUGAAUUUGAUAACUUCAUUCAGAGGACCAAGCAGCGAUAUAAUAACCCCAGGUCUCUUUCAACAAAGAUAAAUCUGUCUGACAUGCAGAUGGAAAUCAAGCUGAGGCCCCCUUAUCAAAUUUCCAUGGGUGAACUGGGGUCAGCCAAUGGAGUAACAUCUGCAUUUUCUGUUGACUAUAAAGGUGCUGGUAAGAUUUCUUCUGCUCACCAGCGACUGGAACCAGCAACUCUGUCAGGGAUUGUGGCAUUUAUCCUUAGUCUUUUAUGCGCAGCUCUGAAUUUAAUUCGAGGCUUUCAUGCCAUAGAAAGUCUCCUGCAGUGUUAUUUAUUUGUCUACUACACCGGCUGGCGGAAUGUCAAAUCUUUUUUGACUUUUGGCUUAAUCUGUCUAUGCAACAUGUAUCUCUAUGAACUGCGCAACCUCUGGCAGCUUUUCUUUCACGUGACUGUGGGAGCAUUUGUUACGCUCCAGAUCUGGCUGAGGCAAGCCCAGGGCAAGGCUCCUGAUUACGACGUUUGACACCAUCCUUCAGACAUGUUGCCUUGGCUUCAGGGGAAAAAGAAGGGAGCAUAUCUUAACUACCACUGUGAUGAAGAAACUGUUCACCACAAAUGAGAAGCUCUGCUGUCUUUCUCUGCAGCUGUCCUUCCCGUUUUAAGUCAGCAUGGCAUGCCUAUGAGCAUGCCAUACCUGCUACGCAAACUCCUCUCAGCAGAAUGUUGGCCAUGAGAUUAUCGAUCAGAAGAAGAUGAGGAGACCUCUCUGCAGGGCCAUGGCAGUGGAAGAACAGUCAGAUGCCAUUGGAAGACUUGGCCAGCAGCCCUGAAUCCUGGCUGGAGAGUUCAGUCAAAAAUUACGUGUGGUACUUGCUCUGAGAACUAAGCAGGAGCUCUACAACCCGGGUUUGCCUUUGUGAGGCAUUAGUGUAGACCAAAUAAAAAGAUGCUGCAGUGAAUAAGAAAGUUUAUGUGUAAAACAAAUUACUUGCUAAAUAUUAGAUUUUGCACAUUUAUGGUACUAGUUUGUGAAGUCCAGAUUGGUGUGGAAUGGGUUCUUUUUCCUUUUAUAUUUUUGCUUGAAUCUUAACUCUGGAAGUCGCCCGAUGUAGGAGAAGGCUCUGGUGAGCUCAUCCCUGGAGCAUCGCAAGUAUUGAAAACACAGUGACACAUGUUUCUUUCCUAGGCCAUGUUUAUACUUUCUUUUGAAAUCACUUUUUAAAAAUAUUUGUUAGGCUAUAGCCAUUGUUUGCCAAACUUCAAUCACUUGAGUAUUACAUAUGCUAUUAUUUACUUAAUAUUUAUCUUUUAAAUUUUAAAAUAUUUUAAAAAGAAACUAACCUCUAUUCCAAGUAGAAAACCAGCAUCAGUUUGCCAUAAAAAAAAGAUAACUACAAAAUAAAUAAAAAUAAAACAAAGAUGUUAUUAAAUUCUAGCUGGAUACUAAUGACUGCCAAGUCUCUGAAUCCAAAAAGCCUGCUCUUUCUUUGUUGCAGUGAGAGAGACGUUACCCAGCACCAAAAUGGGGCUCUCUCUGUGGAAUUAUCAGAAGUUUAAAAGAAAAUUAUAAAGGGAAUGCCAUUCUCACUGUGAUUCAGCAUUAUUUAAUUCUGUGUUGUGUAUCACCUAAAAUCAUCUUGCAUGCCACCAAGUGGCAUGGGUCCUGCACUAUGGAGACACUGAGCUGUUCUAAAAGAAUCAGAAGGUGACUCUUCUCUCAGCACUUCUUAUUAUUCCUCAUUAUUUUAUGGCUUUGAGGAGUUAAGCACCUACUAUCUUAGAGAACUUACUUGCUUUUUGAUAACUUUAUAAAGAUUGUUUAAGCAGCUUUGAAUUAAUAAUAGAGGAAGCAUAGUUUGUUUCCAUUAGCAAAAUCUACAGCUCUUCUGGUUUCGAAGUCAUCUUCAUGAGUGAUUUUCUUGAGAAAAGAUUCCAAUUAAGGAAUUCAUAACGUACUGAAAUUGGAUAUCCAGAAAAACAGUGGACCCAUUACAUAUAAUUUAUGUUCUGGGUAUAUUAAUUUUGCAGAAGAAAUUGUCCAGAGAGGUAAAGUCACUGAACUACACUGUUUCCAGAACCAGUAUACAUAGGUAUGUCUACAAUGAGAAAUCUUGCUUAACUAGAACCUUUUUGCUACACUGUUCUUUCAGGAGAACGAGGCAAAAGAAGACAGUAAGCUUACGAUUUCGGGGAUUUAUUUAAUGCAAGAAACUCCAGUUCCCUCCAAUCUUCUGCCUGUAACAAAACCACAGAAAUUAUGAAUAUUCUGAGAGAUAUCCCAAGGUACCACAUGAUCCUAAAUCAUCAAAAUAAAAUUGAUUUAUGUUUGGCGUUUUGUAGUUACUGAGCCAGGAAAGUAAAGUGGUUCAAUUUAGAAAGUAUUUUUUUCUAAACUAAUGGUUAAAGCAAGAAGAGUUUUCUUGUAAAUAGUCAAUUAACCAGGAGAUUGGAGUAUUCUGGUUCAUUGUGAUUUUGCUGUGUAUUGAUAUUUUAUAGCUCUUUUACCAGUUUGGUUCUCCUUAUUAUUGAAUUAUAAUAUUUGGUAUUUGGAUACAUUGAGCAAGGACACUUGAAAACUCACCAGCUAUCUUUAAAGGCUUAAUUUGUUUUUUGUUUUUGUUUUGCUUUUUCACCAGCUGUUUUGGAUAAGGGGAUGUUUACAUUUUAAUGUAAAAAAUGAAAACAGGUAUAAAUAAUGUUUUAUGUAUAGAAAUGCUUUCUUUCAUUAUUUGGUGCCUGCAUCUCUCAGUGUUUAUACAACUUCUCUGCCUCUAUCAUGUUGUUGCCAAAGAAACUAUGAAUUUGGAAAGACAAAUUUUUGCCAUGAAUGUAAAGAAGUUUUUAAGCUCU
This is a messenger RNA of Balaenoptera musculus (blue whale), 5552 nucleotides long. It is a transcript of the gene SEC22A, whose product is annotated as SEC22 homolog A, vesicle trafficking protein. The transcript is spliced from 6 exons. Bases 2248 to 3225 code for a protein of 325 amino acids. Gene Ontology annotation, biological process: endoplasmic reticulum to Golgi vesicle-mediated transport. The record is from RefSeq and is a predicted model, not a curated record. Lineage: Eukaryota; Metazoa; Chordata; Mammalia; Artiodactyla; Balaenopteridae.